AUGGCCCUUAAAGUGCAACAUUGUAAAUCGGCCGCGGAAUUUUUCAUUAAAUUUAGUUCUGGAAGCAAGGCUUACCUACAAUAUGCGAAAUUGCCAAAUAAUGUUCUUGAUUUUCAACACACUGUGACACCUGAUGAUCAAGCAGGAAAAGGAGUUGCGCGAGUUCUUGUCAAAGAGGGCUUGAAGUAUGCCGCUGAGAACAAUUUCAAGGUAAAACCGACGUGCUGGUAUGUUGCCAAAUACCUCGACAGCGACAAUUCUACUAAAGAAGAGAAGGAGCUCGAUAUUCGCCAUAAAAUAUAA
This is a messenger RNA of Caenorhabditis bovis, 303 nucleotides long. The record is from the annotation of a GenBank genome assembly. Lineage: Eukaryota; Metazoa; Nematoda; Chromadorea; Rhabditida; Rhabditidae.